UCCACCGUUUCCACAGUAUCCAUGAUUGUUCAGGAAAAAUAAAUUUUCAGCCUGUGUUUUCGGUGUAUUUUUGUGCAGUUCGAUCAAUUUGCGUUCUAGUCUUGCUUCGCUAUUGUUCGGCAUCAAGGAUUUGCGUUGGUAUUGUAUUUCAAGUAUUUUUUUUCCAUCGCAGAAGUGUUCAUAGUCCGUUACAAUGUCCGAUGCGGAAGAUAUUUUCGCCGACAGAUCUUCUAAUGGAAGUGACUACCACUCCUUCGGCAGCCACCAAAAGCCGAAAGAAACGAUCGAUAUCGAUGAGACGGAACCGGAGGAUGAUGAGGAAGAAAGAGCCAUCCGAGAAAGGAUGAAGAAACGACAAAGUCGUAGGAUGUCGUUUUAUCCACAGCGAACGAGCUCGGACGUCAGUUCUAGUGAGAGUGAGGACGAGGAGCAGCCGGUUUUGAACCGGGAAGCGGGGGAAGUAUCCAUUGCCAGUGACGACGAGACCAGCGAGGAAGAGCGCAUAGCUGAGACGCGUGCUCUUUCACCAACUACUCGGAUGAGCAUGUCCGGAGUUCGACCGGAGGAUUUGGAUGAUGAUGAUGAUGAUGAUGAUGACGAUGACGAUGAUAAUGUCAUCAUGAGAAGGAAAGUCAAGCGGCAUCAGAUAUCGUCGGAUGAAGAUCGUGAUGAUCACGAGGAUAGCAAACCGAACGGUGAGUCUUUUGACGAAAGUCUGUCGCUUCGUAGUUUCAAAGCGGAAUCGAGUGUGAAUCAGGGUUCAAUCAGUCCGAAGCUUUCCUCAACGGUUAUCUCUGACGAUGCUCGGAACGAUUCCAUGGGUGGACGACUUUCGCACAGCGUACGGAUGUCUAUCGAAAACAAAUUAUCGUCAACGGCUGUGGAACCGAUUGCCAGCGAUCCGAAUGGAAACGAUUCCUCUAGUAUUAUCAUACAGGAAAAAUCUGAAGAAAUUUUGUCGCUAUCCAGUGAUGAUGAACAAUCGGUCGAAAGCAAAUCCUUCCUCACGAAACAAGUAGUCUCUCAGAACUUUUACGACGGAAAAGUCCGAGAAUUGGCAGAUCUUCAGAAGAAGCUCGAAAAAAUGGGACUGCUCACGAAAUUGAAUAAAGAUCUACCGGAUAAAGGUGUUGGUUUGAAAAAAGCAACAGGCAACCUGGAGAACGAGAUUACCAAGCUCAAGAAUGAAGUAGCGAAAAUGGAGGUGCAUGAUUUGAAAGGGAUUCGGGACGAGAUACAAAAAAGCUUCGAAAGCUCGAUUGAUGCCAGUGGCCGAAUAAUGGUUGACAGUACCAACAAUUCCGUCGCUAGUAACAAUUCCAGCGUACAGUCCAUGGGAGGCGAACGCAAGUCCAGCGGCAAUAACCAGAUUAUAAACAUUUCCUGGGAUGAUAUAGAGAAGGAAGCAAAUACUAUUCAACCGAAGCACACCGGUAAGCAGGGAAUAGCCACCUUUCAAACUCAGAAAACGCUUACCAUGGACCGUUUGGCUACGCUGCACAAAUCUAUCGAGGCAUGUCCCAGCGAAGAUACGUUGGCCGAGCAGCCGAAAUUGCUGCGUAUUGAGCUGAUGAACCACCAGAGACAUGCCCUGGCCUGGAUGCUUUGGCGUGAGAAGCAGAAGCCUCGAGGAGGAAUCCUGGCCGACGAUAUGGGACUUGGUAAGACGCUCAGUAUGAUUUCGUUGAUUCUCAAAACGGCCGAGCUGGAGGAUCCGGAUAAGGAAGAGGAAGAAACCACCGAUGACGAAGCGGAAAACAACAAUAAUGGUUGGAAAGCCAAAGGCAGACGUGACUACUACGCUGGUGGAACGCUAAUCGUGUGUCCUGCUUCGCUGAUGAGGCAAUGGGAAGGCGAAAUUACCAACCGGGUGGCUAGGAACAGUUUGGCCGUGAAUGUUUACCACGGAACCAACAGGGACGUAAAACCGAGGCACCUAGCCAAAUACGAUGUUCUGAUCACGACGUACAAUAUCGUUUCCCGUGAGGUAAAAAACGAACGCCUUGGAAUUUUCGGCGUGAAUUGGGAACGAAUAAUCCUGGACGAAGCGCACAUAAUUCGGAAUCACAAAAGUGCAAUGUCUGCAGCGUGUUGUCAGUUGAGAGGCCGCUCUCGUUGGGUCCUAACUGGAACUCCCAUCCAGAACAAGGAAAUGGACAUGUACGCCCUGUUGAAGUUCCUUCGCUGUACCCCGUUCGAUGAUUUGACUCAUUGGAAGAAGUGGAUCGAUAACAAAUCUUCAGGCGGAAUGGCCCGCCUUCAAACGAUUAUGAAGUCGCUUAUGCUUCGUCGAACCAAGAAACAGCUGCACGAAAGAGGUUCUCUGCAAUGUCUCCCGGAAAAGAACAUCGAGCUGGUCGAAGUCAAGCUGGGGAAGGAAGAAAUGAACGUAUAUCAAAAGGUGCUUCUUUACUCCCGGACGCUCUUCGCCCAGUUCCUGCAUCAGAAAGUGGAGAAAGAAAACGACAUCUAUUAUGGAACGCAAGGAAAUCGGCCCACGUUCUCUCAAGCCCGCAACCCUAACGGUGCUUACGAUCGGGUGCAUCAGAAACUAAAGCAAAUGCACGCCCGAGGCGAAGUGAAACAGCAUCAGAUCCUGGUGCUGUUGCUUCGUCUCAGACAAAUCUGCUGCCAUCCGGGUCUUAUCCAACAGAUGCUCGAAGACGAAGAAGGUAAUUUCGAUGUUAGUACAUCGGAAGACGACCAACCUGAGUUGGAUUUGCUGGAACAACUGAACAAUCUCAAACUGACGGACACUUCCACCGGUGGCGAUGCAUCAAACAAUCCAACCGAAGCGAACCCCGCAUUGAACAUCAGUGGAAAUACGUCCCAAGACACGAUGGCCAUGACGAAGGCGUCCUCUAAGGUGAUGCUCCGAUCGAAUCCGGUGUUCAUUUGACAAAGGUCAGUUCAAAGAUUGCGAGGCUGCUGGAGCUGUUGGAUGAGAAAAUCCUGA
Ochlerotatus camptorhynchus is the source of this 2956-nucleotide messenger RNA. RefSeq names its product transcription termination factor 2-like. The record is from RefSeq and is a predicted model, not a curated record. Lineage: Eukaryota; Metazoa; Arthropoda; Insecta; Diptera; Culicidae. Gene Ontology annotation, molecular function: ATP-dependent chromatin remodeler activity; ATP binding. Gene Ontology annotation, cellular component: nucleus. Gene Ontology annotation, biological process: DNA repair.